This is a messenger RNA of Mycotypha africana, 3196 nucleotides long. RefSeq names its product P-loop containing nucleoside triphosphate hydrolase protein. NCBI's taxonomy places the organism in Eukaryota, Fungi, Mucoromycota, Mucoromycetes, Mucorales, Mycotyphaceae. Gene Ontology annotation, biological process: chromatin remodeling; negative regulation of transcription by RNA polymerase II. The record is from RefSeq and is a predicted model, not a curated record. Gene Ontology annotation, cellular component: chromatin; nucleus. The coding region runs from base 119 to 3112 and encodes 997 amino acids. The transcript has 2 exons. Gene Ontology annotation, molecular function: DNA binding; chromatin binding; ATP-dependent chromatin remodeler activity.
AGCUUUAUCCAUCCGGAAACGCUUGCGAUCGCGGAAAAGACGUCUUUCCAAAAUAAAGCAGCACGAUAUAGUAAAUACUGUUGACAGUGAUUAUGACUAUAGUACGGGCGAUAGUCGAAUGACCACCAGUGAUUCCCGAGAAAACAGUCUUGAAAAUUUUAUUGUUAAUACAGAUGAUGAAGUGGAGGCUGCAGAAACGACUAUCACGAGACGUCAGCGUAAAGUGAUGAGGCCAGUGACCUACGAAAAUGAAUUUAAAAUCCGUGAGACGAUGCGAAAAAAACCCGCAAGAGCACCUUCUGUUUAUAUACCAUCGUAUAAAGAUGAAGAUUUUAUCAAAAGCCACUGUCAUUUUUGUACCUCAUGCGGGCGAUCCGGAAAUGUUAAUGGAAAUGGAGCCUCACCUGACACUACCGUCCAGUUAGGAAAAGAAGUAGCAACCAAACGGCUUCUACUUUGUCAAAAUUGUUCUUACAGCCAGCAUAAUAGCUGCUUCUCAAUAAAUAUUGUCAAGUACCUGAUUAAUUUUGAAACGGGAGAGUUUACAUGUUCUCUCUGUAACAGCAAAACCAGCAACAAAAGCAAAGAUUGUGUCAAUUGUAAUCGAUUAGCUACCAAUGACAGCAAAAUUUCCUUGCGUUGCCGUACUUGUAAGAGAUUAUUUCAUCGCGAUUGUAUAAAAAAAGGUUUGACCGUAAAGCUCGCAGAAAGUGUUAAAGAUGAAAAUAUCGACGAAUUGUACAGCAAAGGCCAAUGUGUAGAAUGCUUGACUUAUUUCUGGAAAUUGAAGCGCAAGCCUAAGGCAAUAUUAGCAAAUCGCGAGAUUGAUGGGAGAAAAGAAAUGUAUGUUGGUUGGCAGGAUAUGUCCUAUAGGCAUGCAGAAUGGGUUUCACACAGUUGGAUUCAGGCCGUUUCUCCUCAUAUGCACGCUGCUUACGAGAGGAGACUAAAAGCUGGGAAAAUAGUACCCUUUUCACAAGAUUGGUUGCUUAUUGACAGGAUCGUAAGUGUUGAAUGGGAAAAUAAGUCUAAAAAUGAAGCUAGACGUAUCUUGGCGGUUUAUAAAGAUUGCGAAUAUGGUGAAGCUGUAUGGGAUGAGCCUCCUCAAAAAGACGAUCCGAUUUUAUACCCGGACUAUGACAUUGCUUUGAAAAGAUAUAUUCAGGCCAGCCAAGUGAGACCACCAAAAGGCAUCAAAAAUUUGGUAGGAAAGGUGCGUACAGCUGCUAGUGUGGAGAAUUAUCAAAAGCAUGCGAUAAAAUCACAGCCUGAAUUCCUGAAAGGCGGCACUUUGAUGCAGCAUCAACUGGAUGCCUUAAAUUGGUUGCUUUAUAAAUGGGAACAAGCCCAUAAUUGUAUUUUGGCUGAUGAUAUGGGUUUGGGUAAAACAAUUCAAAUAAUCAGUUAUUUGUUCUACCUGUAUAAGAAAUAUCAGAUAUACCCUUUUCUGAUUGUUGUACCCAAUAGUACAGCAACAAACUGGGUGCGUGAGUUCGAAAAGUGGGCAUCCGAGAUGACAGUGGUACCUUUCUUUGGCGGAAAAGUAGCGCGUGAAAUAGCAACUAAGUAUGAGGUCUUUAACGAGAGAGGCGAAGCUAAAUUCCAUGCUCUUGUUGCAACUUAUGAAUCAGUUCAAACCGAACCUCAGUUGCAAAGAAUAUUUUGGCCUGCAUUAGUCGUAGAUGAAUCGCAGCGCUUGAAAAAUGACCGAACCAUGCUAUAUCAACAUUUGAAAAGACUGCAUUUGGAUCAUAUUGUAUUGCUUAGUGGGACACCAUUACAGAAUAACUUACGUGAACUGUUCAACAUGAUGCACUUUAUUCGCCCAACGGAUUUUGUAGGCACAGAUGCCGAGAAUUACGAUGACUUGAAGAAAGAGCAGGUGGAUGAGCUUCACACCAAAUUACGACCAUAUUUUCUUCGACGUACUAAAGAGGAGGUUUUAAAAAAUUUACCACCCAAAUAUGAACUCAUCGUUCCUCUCUCGAUGACUAUCCUUCAAAAAGAACUUUACAAGCAAUGCCUUAGUCGUGAGAUUUACGAAACUUUAGCUGAAGCAACUGGAACAAAACGAAGCAAGGGAUUAACCAGUAUCUUUGUGAAUCUACGGAAAGUUUUGAAUCAUCCAUAUUUGCUAGAUGGGGUUGAGAAGCGAGAUCCCAAUCCCGAACAAGUCCACAAAGCGAUGAUUGAAGCUUGCGCAAAAUUAAAGCUUUUGCAUCAAAUGCUACCAAAACUCAAAGAAAAAGGGCAUCGUGUAUUGAUUUUCUCCACAAUGUCACGUACACUUGAUGUUAUCGAGGAUUACCUCACAUAUGAAGGUAGACGCUUUGUUCGAAUUGAUGGCAGCGUAGGUGAAAGAGAUCGUGUCAGAGCAAUGGAUUCGUUUAAUAACCCCAACUCUACUGUUGAAGUAUUCCUGCUGACAACACGUGCUGGUGGUGUGGGGAUCAAUUUGACUGCAGCUGAUACCGUUAUUAUUUGGGACUCUGACGCUAACCCAUAUGCUGAUCUACAAGCUAUCAGUCGGGCCCACCGUAUAGGACAAACAAAUAUGGUGAUCAUUUACCGCUUUAUGACACGUCUGACUGUCGAAGAAAAGAUCUUGCAGAUUGGUAAGAAAAAGAUGGCUUUAGAGCAUGUUGUAGUAGAAAGAAUGAAGAAAGCAGAGGAAGGAGAAAACUAUGAAGACAUUGAAUCUAUCCUAAGGUUCGGUACAGAAGCUCUCUUCUCCGACGAUGCCUCCGCCGAUAUAACUUAUGAUGAGGCAGCAAUUAACAACCUCCUUGACCGAGAGCAGUAUAAGGAAGCAGCUGAAGAGCAAAAGCGGAAAGAUAUAGAGGAUUUGGAAGGAAAGGCUAAGGAGCAGAAUGGUCUUGAUUUUGGGUUCGCGAAGAUCUGGCAAAAUGACGGUACAAUUGAAGAACUUCCAGCUGAUGGUGAAGACGAAAGGGAGAAUAACGAUACAAAUUUCUGGGAGAAGUUUUUGGCGAAACAAAAAGCAGAAGCUCUGAGAAAGCGCGAAGAAAAGAGGUUAGCAGAAGAAAAUUUGGGUAGAGGUGCCAGAAAAAGAGUAGUAACGGUAAGUGUUCUGUGUUAUAAGGAAACAUGACCCUAAAGCUAACUGUUGAUUCUAUAGACCUACAAAGAAAAAUUGAUUAGAAGCAAAGGUGAGGAGUCCAAGGAUGCAGAAUUC